Messenger RNA from Ramularia collo-cygni, 1329 nucleotides. RefSeq lists its product as uncharacterized. Lineage: Eukaryota; Fungi; Ascomycota; Dothideomycetes; Mycosphaerellales; Mycosphaerellaceae. The record is from RefSeq and is a predicted model, not a curated record. The transcript has a single exon. Bases 1 to 1329 code for a protein of 442 amino acids.
AUGGCCAUUGCAUGGCGACGAAGGGAUCUUCAUGCCCUCUUCGCCGCAAAGAUCGAGCCUGGUCGGCGUCAAUAUUAUGCGGACAAGAUCCGCCACCUUCGAAUCAUCUACCUUGAGAGUAUGGAUGAGCGGCUUCAGACUCUAUCAUUCCGCAAGCUCGAAUCCGUGAGGAUUGGUGUACCAUCAGAUGAGGAGGCCUUGCCAUCUACUGAAGCGUGGGUACAUAGCCUACUAGGACCCUCACUUCGCUCCUUAGUUCUGCGCUCAGAAGAGAUGAUUCCUCCAGAUCUACCCGUCUCCUUGGCAAAUCUUUGUCCAGGCCUAGAAACGCUCCGAAUCAAUUUGCGAGAGGACGAUCCAAGCUCAGUCCUCAUGCUCGUAGAGAUCGUCGAAGCUCUGCCACGACUUCGUGAGCUCAAAGUCGAAUCGCGACUCCAUCCCCCUACGUCAACAUCAACAGAGCGGAAGCUUUGCUCCCCUCUAGCGCUCUCUCAUCUCGAAUCGCUGGAAUUUGGAGGGAUCAUUCCAGACCUCGCGCCGACUUCUUCGCAGUUUCCACGGCUCAGGUUGCUGCAUGGUGAAGCGACGCUUCCCACUUUACUUCGCAUUGGUAUGGUUAUGCCACAACUGGCCCAUCUUGACUUGUUACUUCCACCUAGAUAUGUCACCGAACCACCUACAUUGGUCAUCGCCCCUUUGCGCUCCUUAGUCAAUCUGGAGUCCUUGACGCUUCGAGUGCAAGGAGAUGCACCCCUAGAAAGCAAGGAUCUCGAGGCUCUGGGGAGAUUUCGCAACUUAUCUCGUCUCGAGAUCGGAGCGAAGGGAGGUGGUAAGCGUAGAGUGGCCGCGCCAGACUUUACAGACGAGACGCUGUGCAGAAUUCUCCUGUGCUUGCCUCGAUUGGAGUAUCUCGAACUAAGGCUACGGCACCCAUCAGGAGGCCAAGCUCUUCUCACUCUUGUUAAGCACUGCCCGAAGCUACGGGUCGUAGUCAUGCCAGGCCAUUACGAUCUAGCGCUCUUUUUCUCUCUACCGCAGCAGCCUGCUGUUCCGGACUUGGUAACUCUGUGCGUCGCAUCUUUGUUCUUCGGACACGCUCGACCAGGCUACCUGAUAUCUCGCACAGAGUUCAGGAUGAUACACGAAGUGCUGGCUCAGCAUGCUCCGAAGCUAUCUUAUACUAGCUUUGUGGAUCCAUGGUGGGAAAUCGGCAAACGUCUGAACGCCACGCUUCGUAAAGGCUGGGAUGCUCUAUGCGGUUGUGGGGAGCUGGGCGAGGGUCACAAACAAAUCGAUCAUAUUUGCGAACCCGAAGAUUCCAGGGAUUGA